Molecule: messenger RNA, 2020 nt
Organism: Chanos chanos (milkfish)
Lineage: Eukaryota; Metazoa; Chordata; Actinopteri; Gonorynchiformes; Chanidae
Gene: nelfcd
Product: negative elongation factor complex member C/D
Exons: 15
Coding region: 45-1784 (579 amino acids)
Biological process (GO): negative regulation of transcription elongation by RNA polymerase II
Cellular component (GO): nucleus; NELF complex
Molecular function (GO): RNA binding
Source: RefSeq, a predicted model, not a curated record
GCAAAUUUAUCAAACUCGGCCAGCGACACACUCUAACUCCAAUAAUGGACGAUGAUUAUUAUGGGUCCGUGGGAGAAUGGGAUGGACAUGACGGUAGUAUGGAGGACGGUUAUGUGGACACGGAGGCUGAUAUGAAAGUACGGGAGGAAUGCCUGCAGAAAUUCUCCAGCAGAGAUUACAUUAUGGAGCCUACCGUUUUCAACACAUUAAAAACGUAUUUCCAAGCAGGCGGUUCUCCAGAGCAUGUCAUCCAGCUCCUGUCGGAAAACUACUCUGCCGUCGCCCAGACAGUUAACCUACUGGCAGAGUGGCUCAUACAAAUGGGCGUAGAACCAGCCCAAGUACAGGAGCGUGUAGAGAACCACCUCAAGAGCCUGCUCAUCAAACAUUUUGACCCACAGAAAGCAGACUCCAUCUUUACCGUGGAAGGAGAGACGCCUGCCUGGCUGGAGCAGAUGAUCGCUCACAGCACGUGGAGAGACCUGUUCUAUAAGCUGGCCGAAGCCCACCCUGACUGCCUGAUGCUAAACUUCACUGUCAAGCUGAUCUCAGAUGCUGGCUAUCAGGGAGAGAUCACCAGUGUUUCCACGGCAUGCCAACAACUAGAGGUUUUCUCCAGGGUCCUACGGACCUCCCUUGCUACUCUGCUUGACGGAGGAGAACAAAACCUGGAGAAGAACCUUCCAGAAUUUGCUAAGAUGGUGUGCCACGGGGAGCACACGUACCUGUUUGCUCAAGCGAUGAUGUCCAUCCUGUCACAGGAGGAUCAGGGAGGCUCUGCCAUGCGCCGGAUUGGUCAAGAGGUGCAGAAAUGCGCCCAUCAAAGGGGUCACGAUGCAAGCCAGAUCACGCUGGCCCUUGGCACAGCAGCAGCGUAUCCACGGGCUUGCCAGGCUCUGGGUGCCAUGUUGUCUAAAGGGGCACUGAAUCCAGCUGACAUCACUGUCCUCUACAAGAUGUUCAGCAGCAUGGAUCCACCUCCUGUGGAACUGAUUCGUGUCCCUGCCUUCUUAGACCUGUUCAUGCAGUCCUUGUUUAAACCUGGUGCAAAGAUCAACCAAGACCACAAACACAAAUACAUUCAUAUUCUGGCAUAUGCUGCCAGUGUGGUGGAGACAUGGAAAAAGAACAAGCGAGUGAACAUCAAUAAGGAUGAACUCAAGUCCACCUCUAAGGCCAUUGAGACCGUGCACUGCCUGUGCUGUAAUGAGAAUAAAGGAGCCACAGAGCUGAUAGCUGAGCUCAGUACACUUUACCAGUGUAUUAGAUUCCCGGUGGUGGCCAUGGGGGUGCUGAAAUGGGUCGACUGGACCGUGUCAGAGCCACGGUAUUUCCAGCUCCAGACGGAUCAUACACCUGUCCACUUGGCCCUGCUUGAUGAGAUCAGCACAUGCCAUCAGCUCCUGCACCCGCAGGUUCUCCAACUGCUCAUUAAACUGUUUGAGACAGAGCACUCACAGCUGGAUGUAAUGGAGCAGCUGGAGCUAAAGAAGACUCUACUGGACCGUAUGAUCCACCUGCUGAGUCGUGGUUGUGUCCUACCUGUGGUCAGCUACAUCCGCAAGUGCCUGGAGAAACUCAACACAGACAUCUCACUCAUCCGCUACUUUGUCACAGAGGUUCUGGACGUGAUUGCUCCUCCAUACACCUCAGACUUUGUGCAGCUCUUCCUGCCCAUUCUGGAGAAUGAUAGUAUUGCUGGCACUAUCCGCACAGAAGGAGAACACGAUCCAGUGGCAGAGUUCAUCGCUCACUGCAAAUCCAACUUCAUCAUGAUGAACUGAGAGCCCUGACUGCUCAUCAUCCACAGGGCCUCCUCUCCAUCAGCAACACACAGCCAGUGCUGGGCCACUCCAGUUACAACAUACUGGUCUCUGGAAGACCAGCAGAAACAUUUCAACUUCAGAGCGCAACACACCUGAAAAAUAAUCACAGAUUAAUGUGAAACUCUUCAGUGUUUAUCAGGAAUGUAAUCUGAAGCUGUAGUUCAGACAGGUACACACUGUUUCCAAGUGUGUAU